Molecule: messenger RNA, 2673 nt
Organism: Lytechinus variegatus (green sea urchin)
Lineage: Eukaryota; Metazoa; Echinodermata; Echinoidea; Temnopleuroida; Toxopneustidae
Gene: adat2
Product: tRNA-specific adenosine deaminase 2-like
Exons: 7
Coding region: 598-1200 (200 amino acids)
Biological process (GO): tRNA wobble adenosine to inosine editing
Cellular component (GO): nucleus; cytoplasm
Molecular function (GO): zinc ion binding; tRNA-specific adenosine-34 deaminase activity
Source: RefSeq, a predicted model, not a curated record
UGCAUUACAUUUGUGGGUGCAAAGGGGGGAGCUGCACAUUAAAAUCACAAUCCUAUUGUCAUAUUUUUACGUUUAUGUUUGGAAAAAGGUAGGGGCUGAAGUCCCCCCCCCCCCCAACUUCCGCAACCAUACCCUAAUAUGUUUUAUCCUUGUCACAUUGCAUCGGGAAAAUGUCCCCAUCCCCUUGUUGAACGAGCACGAUUUUAUGUUGUGAGGGGACGGUAUCACGAGUAUGAUAUACUGUUGGAGCUAUCCCCACUGCGUGCAAAACGAACUGUAUGUAUCCCAUAGCGUGGGGAUUGUAUCACGAGUAUACUAUACUGUUGAAACUGUCCCCACUGCGUAAAAAGUGAACUGUGUAUCCCAUAGCGUGGGGACUGCAUCACGAGUAUACUAUACUGUUGAAACUGUCCCCACCGCCGUGAAACUCAAACUUUAUUUCCCAUUGAGUGGGGACUGUAUCACGAGUAUAUAAUAGGGAGAGAACCCUUAUAUACAGUGUGUUUCAUUUGUGUGUGUUAUCAUUUUGCUACAGAGCUGUGCGAGAGUUGGGGACUGUGUUCUGGAGAAAGGAAGUGAUUUUCAUGCAUUCUGACCAUGGAACUGUAUGACGAAGCUUAUGAUGAAAAAUGGAUGAAGCAAGCAGUAUGCAUGGCUAAGCAGGCCCUAAGUAGAGGAGAGGUCCCAGUAGGUUGUCUCCUUGUAUAUAAUGAUCAGAUCAUAGGGACAGGUGGCAAUGCUGUCAACCAAACCAAAAAUGCCACAAGACAUGCCGAGAUCUUAGCUUUAGAAGUAGCAAUGAGAUGGUGUGAAGACAAAAAGAUGAAGAGAGAAGAGGUCUUCUCACAUACCAAACUAUUUGUGACAGUAGAACCCUGUAUCAUGUGUGCUGGGGCUCUGCGUAUUAUGGGUAUUAGAAAGGUUGUGUAUGGUUGUGCUAAUGAAAGGUUUGGCGGUUGUGGCUCCAUCUUGUCUGUACAUUCAGAUCAGCUAACAUCUACAGGAGAUACUUUUGAGUGCAAACCUGGGCUGUAUGCUGACACUGCUGUUCAACUUCUUCAAGAAUUUUACAAGGGACAGAAUCCUAAUGCUCCAAAUCCAAAGAUCAAGUCAUCUGGUGUGAAAAAUGAAGGUCAACAGUCCCCCUCUGAUAACACUGAAUCCAAGAACCAAAGUGAAACUUCAACCCCGGUCAAAUGAGGGUGUAGUGCUAAAAGCCAGUGGACUUUGCUGGUACUAACACCAAGCGAUUGAGGUCUAGUGCUCUCCAUCCAGUGGCUUUGUCUACAAAUGAACACUAAACAGUGGAGGCCAGAAGCUUUAGAAUUGACAGCUUUGACAUCAAACACCAGAUGAGGUGCAGUGCUCCAGUACCUGUGGUGUUUGCUGAUAUUCAACACCAAGCACUUGAUGUCAACUCCUUUGUAUCCAGAUCCUUUGACUUCCUAUGAAUACCAAGCUGUGGAGGUUAGAAGCUUUAGAGCAAGCAGCUCUGACAUUCCACACCAGAGAAUGACCAGUCAAGUGUGGUGUAGUGCUCCAGAAACUGUUGCGAGUGCUUACAAUAAACACCAAGCACUCAAUGUCCAUCAAACAACAGAUGAGGUGCAGUGCUCCAGAACCAGUGGUGCUUGCUGUGAGUGCUUAUAUUAAACACCAAGGUUAGAAGCUUUAGAGCAAGCAGCUCUGACAUUCCACACCAGAGAAUAACCAGUCAAGUGUGGUUUAGUGCUCCAGAAACUGCUGCGAGUGCUCAUAUUAAACACCAAGCACUUGAUGACAUCAAACACCAGAUGAGGUGCAGUGCUCCAGAACCAGUGGUGUCUGCUGAUAUUCAACAGCAAGCAAUUUAUGUCAAGUUCUCUGUAUCCAGAUCCUUAGACUUCCUAUGAAUACCAAGCUGUGGAGGCUAGAAGCUUUAGAGGAAGCAGCUCUGACAUUCCACACCAGAGAAUAACUAGUCAAGUGUGGUGUAGUGCUCCAGAAACUGUUGCGAGUGCUUAUUUAACACCAAGCACUUGAUGUCCAGUGAACAGUAUCAAGUGGCUAUGACUGUCAAUGUACAAUAAACAGUGGAGGUCAAAUGUCACAUCUAUUGGGCAAGUGCUCUGUUUCUUGAUGGUUAAAAUGGAAAGUAAGGUAUAAACCGUGAGCACAAACUCUAAAAUAAUAGUAGUGAUAUUGAAAUCAAAUUGCCAAUUUCGAAAUUAGGUCUUCUAGUAGCGUAGAUAAAGCAUUGUGAUAUCCAUUGAGAUUUUAAUGGUAUCAUAUUACCAUGGAUGCUUUGGAAUGAGUUUUCAAUCAAGUCAGACAUGUAUACAACAAAAAGAGGUUUAGGGCAAGGAACAAAAAUCAAAUGCAAGUCCAAAAUACCUGCUGAUAAUAGGUUUGAAAUCGAGUUAGAUAUGAUUCUUUAUGUUGUCUUUGAUUGCGUAUCUUCCUACAAUGGUUCUCCUUGCUGUGAACUAGAUACAUAGAAAGUAAACAAUAUGCAAUUUUUAUCAGAACUCAAUAAUAUUCAUAUUGGUAAAUCUGAAUAACCAAUAACAAAUAUGUUUUCUGGUCUCUUCUGUUCUUUACACCGGUGUGUUGGCUCAGUUGGUAGAGCGUCCGUCUCACAACCGGGAGGUCGGGGGUUCAAACGUCAGACCAAAAGACGUUAAAAGAUAGGAG